Messenger RNA from Lynx canadensis (Canada lynx), 2474 nucleotides. RefSeq lists its product as uncharacterized. The coding region runs from base 6 to 2474 and encodes 822 amino acids. The record is from RefSeq and is a predicted model, not a curated record. Lineage: Eukaryota; Metazoa; Chordata; Mammalia; Carnivora; Felidae. The transcript has a single exon. Gene Ontology annotation, biological process: DNA integration. Gene Ontology annotation, molecular function: RNA-DNA hybrid ribonuclease activity; nucleic acid binding.
CACUGAUGCACGGAAGGAAACCGUCCUCCGCAUCCCCCGACCCACAACGCGAAGGCAGGUUAGGCCUGGGAUCGGCCGGGUUCUGCCGCUUGUGGAUACCUCGGUUCGCCGAAAUGGCUAAGCCUCUUUACCUCGUCACCCGAGAACAGGUGCCCUUUGAAUGGACAGAGGAAACUGAGCAGGCUUUCCAGCAAAUUAAACUCGCCCUGUUGUCGGCACCAGCCUUAGGGCUCCCCAAUGUCUCCAAACCCUUUCAUCUCUUCGUAGAUGAAAACAAAGGGGUAGCCAAAGCAGUGCUGACGCAACUCCUUGGCCCAUGGCCCAGGCCCGUUGCCUAUCUUUCAAAAAGAUUGGACCCAGUAGCGGCUGGCUGGCCCCCUUGCCUCCGUAUGAUCGCUGCUACAGCUCUAAUGGUAAAGGAUGCUGAUAAGUUAACUAUGGGACAAGAGUUACAUGUUACAACCCCUCAUGCCAUUGAGGGAGUCCUCAAACAACCUCCUGACCGAUGGAUAAGUAACGCCCGACUGGUUCACUACCAGGGACUAUUAUUAAAUCCCCUCAGAAUCAUUUAUGCUCCCCCCCGAACACUAAACCCUGCCUCCCUGUUACCAGACCCGGACUUGGAUACCCCCCUCCAUGACUGCGCUGAGAUAUUGGCACAGGUUCAUGGAGUUCGGGAAGAUUUACAGGAUCGCCCGCUACCAGAUGCCAAAGUUACCUGGUUCACUGACGGCAGCAGCUUUGUACAUCAGGGUGAAAGGUAUGCGGGGGCAGCAGUCACAACUGAAACUGAGACUGUUUGGGCAGAGCCUUUGCCAGCUGGCACCUCUGCCCAACGGGCUGAACUUGUGGCCUUAACCAAGGCACUGACUUUGGGAAAAGACAAGAGACUAAACGUGUAUACCGAUAGCAGAUAUGCUUUUGCUACGGCCCACAUACAUGGAGCUAUAUACAGAGAGAGGGGACUGUUAACUGCAGAGGGGAAAACUAUCAAAAACAAAGAAGAAAUAUUGGCUCUUUUAAAGGCACUCUGGCUGCCUAAACGACUAGCCAUCAUACAUUGCCCAGGCCACCAAAAACCGGUCACACCGGUGGCCAGAGGAAAUAAUUUGGCUGACCAGGUGGCCCGAGAGGUGGCCUUACAGGUGGACUGUGCUUUAAUGACCACCCUACCAGACCCCAGUUCAGCUAGUUUACCAGAAAGUCCCACCUACACUAAAGAAGACCUAAACUGGAUCCAAAAAUUGCCUAUGACUCAGUGCCUUAAUGGAUGGUGGAGAGCAGCAGACUGUAGCAUAAUCCUCCCAGAAGAAAUGGGAAAUAAAGUCUUAUCCAAGAUGCACCGAGCCACUCAUAUGGGCACAAGAAAAAUGCAAGACUUAAUAAGACAUGCUAGGAUCACCAUUAAAGACUCUAGGACAAAAAUUGAACAGAUAGUUACUAGCUGUAAAGCUUGCCAACUAACUAAUGCCACCAACCACGGGAAAAACCCUGGCUCCAGAACCCGCGGAACCAGGCCGGGAGCCUAUUGGGAAGUAGACUUCACCGAGGUAAAGCCUGGAAAAUAUGGAUACAAAUAUUUGUUAGUGUUUAUAGAUACCUUUUCAGGAUGGACAGAGGCCUUCCCCACCAAGCAUGAGACUGUGCAGGUAGUAGCAAAGAAAAUGUUGGAAGACAUCAUGCCCAGGUACGGAUUCCCUACCCUAAUAGGAUCAGACAACGGACCAGCAUUCGUUUCAAAGGUAAUACAAGGGAUAGCGCAGUUUAUUGGGGCCGAUUGGAAACUACAUUGUGCAUAUAGACCCCAAAGCUCAGGACAGGUAGAAAGAAUGAAUAGAACCCUAAAAGAGACACUAACCAAAUUGACCAUGGAGACUGGCGCUAACUGGGUAGUCUUACUCCCCUACGCUCUGUUCAGGGUGCGGAACUCCCCUUACAAACUGGGAUUAACCCCCUUUGAAAUCAUGUAUGGAGUGCCCCCCCCCAUAAUUCCCAACCUACAGUCUAAUGUGUUAACUGAAUUUGAUGAUCAUAAACUUCUUAUUUCCCUGAGGGAACUCCAGCACACACACCAGGAAGUUUGGCCCAGAUUGAGAGCCAUUUAUGAGAGCGAGCCCCCUCCUGAGCCGCAUCACUACCGACCCGGAGAUUGGGUAUACGUGCGGAGACACAAGCAAGAGACCCUCCAACCACGGUGGAAGGGACCCUACAUUGUGAUCCUAACCACACCCACUGCUCUCAAAGUCGACGGGAUUGCCACCUGGAUCCAUUACGCCCACGCCCGACCAGCUGAUCCCUUUGUGGUUCGAGAAGACUUCGUGCCGGAAGCCAACACCGCCUGGACAGUUGACCAGAGUAAGACCCAUCCUUUAAAAUUGACUCUGCGUCGAAAACCUGACCCCGAAAACCGGCUGAGACCAAAGGCCUGGGUGUCCCAUACCAAGACUGUUGCAGCAGCUCCUGACCCACAAUGA